This is a messenger RNA of Desarmillaria tabescens, 747 nucleotides long. RefSeq lists its product as uncharacterized. The record is from RefSeq and is a predicted model, not a curated record. The coding region runs from base 1 to 747 and encodes 248 amino acids. Lineage: Eukaryota; Fungi; Basidiomycota; Agaricomycetes; Agaricales; Physalacriaceae. The transcript is spliced from 9 exons.
AUGUAUCUGAAGCUAUUCGUAGUGGUUUUUGCCGGAUUCGGAUUCGCAGUAGUAAUGGCGGUCGUAUCAGGGACGCCAUACGAUGGACAUGCACCGAGAUCUCCAGACGAUGUCAGAAGGGAAGAUUGGAGAAAGAACGUUUACCCCACGCGUUACAACGCUGGGGAUCAUAGAAUCGGUAUAUGCGCUUCUCUUCCUGAACCUCUUGCUACUCCCAUCCGCUCAAACAAGACGCUGAGCUUUGUGCACAUGGCCUUCCGCACUCUGGUUUCAAGGCCACUGUCCACAAUACCAGUACAGGCAUGCCGGAUUGGAGCGAGCUUCCGGGUCGCAAUCACGAUGGUUUCUGUGCAUCGCUGUCUAAGCCGUGGAAGAACGGGUGCGGAUGGGGUAGCAGGGAGCUCGCUUGCCUCGAAUAGGGAGACACCUCCAGACGAGCGCCAUCCAUGUUCUCAUCCAGUACUCGCUGUAUCGCGUUUCCGAGAUGGCUGUGACCACGAUUUCUUCCUUGUGCAUUGCAUGAGGGAUGUUACGAGGGAGCUGAUUGGUGCAGACUCAUCUGCUUUGAAGGCGACUGUUCUUGCGAGUACCUUCUCCGUUUCAGAACCAAUCAGCUCUUCAGCAUCUGCGUCGUCGACGGGGUCUACUAGCGAGAGUGGUAGUGCCGGUGCGAGUGGUUCUGCUGUCUGCGUCAGCCUCCACCACCAAAUCCGGGUCCAUCUCCAGCGCGAGCUCAGCCACCUUUAG